UUAAAAAUUUUCAGAAAAAUCUGUUUAAAGAGAAGAGAAAAUAUUAAAAAUGUUGUUGAGUGUAUCUGCAGUGUUCCAGAACAAUAUCUGCAGUGUUCCAGAACACAUAUUAGUGUUUCAACACACAAUAUCUGCAGUGUUCCAGUACACAUAUUAGUGUUUCAACACACAAUAUCUGCAGUGCUCCAGUACACAUAUUAGUGUUUCAACACACAAUAUCUGCAGUGUUCCAGUACACAUAUUAGUGUUUCAACACACAAUAUCUGCAGUGUUCCAGUACACAUAUUAGUGUUUCAACACACAAUAUCUGCAGUGUUCCAGAACACAUAUUAGUGUUUCAACACACAAUAUCUGCAGUGUUCCAGAACACAUAUUAGUGUUUCAACACACAAAACAAAAGUUUAUGGUAUGUAUCAACACACACAAAAAACUUUAUAUGGAAAACUGUAUUCCAUGUCCAAAAUAAUUAAAUGAAAUUGAUAUACACAUAUGAAUAUAUAUAGAAGAUAAACUGUACCACUGUUAAAUAAAUAAAAUAUUUUAAAAUGAACUCCAUUCUUUUGAAAAAUGUGAAAAAAUAUGAAGAACACAAACUAGAUCAUUGUUCAGAGUGCCUCAAAUAUUGUAAUAAAAAAACCAAUCUUUUGGAACAAAUGCAAGUACAUACAGAAGUUAAACCAUAUCAGUGCUCAAAGUGUCUUAAAUGUUUUGGUGCAAAAGGCAAACUAGUGAGACAUAUGCUAGUACAUACAGGAGCUAAACCAUAUCAGUGUUCAUUGUGUGUGAAAUGUUUUAGUCGACAAGGCAGUCUUCUGAGACACAUGCGAGUACAUACAGGUGCUAAACCAUAUCAAUGCUCUGAGUGUCUGAAAUGUUUUAGUGUAAAAUGCAGUCUUGUGACACAUAUGCGAAUACAUUCAGGAGAUAAACCAUAUCAGUGUUCUGAGUGUCUGAAAUGUUUUAAUCGACAAGGCAAUCUUGUGACACAUAUGCGAGUACAUACAGGAGAUAAACCAUAUCAGUGCUCUGAGUGUCUGAAAUGUUUUAAUGUAAAAGGCAGUCUUGUGAAACAUAUGCAAGUGCAUACUGGAGCUAAGCCUUAUCAGUGCUCUGAGUGCCUGAAAUGUUUUACUGAAAGAGGCAGUCUUGUGAAACAUAUGCGAGUACAUACAGGAGAUAAACCAUAUCAGUGCUCUGAGUGUUUGAAAUGUUUUAGUAUAAGAGGCCAUCUUGUGACACAUAUGCGAGUACAUACAGGAGACAAACCGUAUCAGUGCUCUGAGUGUCUGAAAUGUUUUAGUGAAAAAGGCCAUCUUGUGAACCAUAUGCGAGUACAUACAGGAGAUAAACCCAUAUCACUGCUCUGA
Cherax quadricarinatus is the source of this 1367-nucleotide messenger RNA. The record is from RefSeq and is a predicted model, not a curated record. NCBI's taxonomy places the organism in Eukaryota, Metazoa, Arthropoda, Malacostraca, Decapoda, Parastacidae.